Messenger RNA from Linum trigynum, 4010 nucleotides. NCBI's taxonomy places the organism in Eukaryota, Viridiplantae, Streptophyta, Magnoliopsida, Malpighiales, Linaceae. The record is from the annotation of a GenBank genome assembly.
GGUAAAAACAUGUGCAAUUAACGGAGAAAGAGCUGCUCGCGGUGGUGUUUGCCUUCGAUAAAUUUCGUCCUUAUCUGGUCUUGUCCCAUGUGAUUGUGUAUACUGAUCACUCCGCAAUUAGAUACUUGAUGAGCAAGGCUAUGCCAAGCCUAGGCUCAUACGAUGGAUCUUACUGCUGCAGGAGUUUGACAUUGAGAUUCGGGACAUGAAGGGAGCAGAGAAUGUUGCUGCCGAUCACCUCUCCCGGUUGGACCCAACCCCUGCGGAAAACCUCGAGGAGGAGAUCAAUGACUCCUUUCCAGAUGAGAGACUGCUGAUGAUGUGCCUGGUGGAGAGUGUCACCCCCUGGUAUUCUGAUUUUGCAAAUUAUCUUGUGGGCGAGCAGCUGCCCAAGGGGAUGACAACUCACGCCAAGAGGAAGUUCUUCUCCAACCUGAAGUACUACUUCUGGGAUGACCCCCAUCUCUUCAGGAUCGGAGCCGACGGGAUCAUCCGUCGAUGUGUUAUGGAGAGUGAGAUUGAGAGCAUUCUAUCUCACUGUCAUGAAGGACUUGCUGGUGGUCACCACGGAGGAAACCGCACGGCGAGGAAGGUUCUCCAGUCGGGCUUCUACUGGCCCACGCUCUUCAAGGACGCAGACGCCUUCGCACGCAGGUGCGACCGAUGCCAGAGGUUAGGUAACAUCUCGGCCCGUGAUGAGAUGCCCCAGAAUGUGUUUAUUACUUGUGAGAUUUUUGAUGUCUGGGGUAUCGACUUCAUGGGCCCCUUCCCUCCAUCCUUUGGUAAUACAUAUAUCCUUGUUGCUGUUGACUACGUCUCUAGGUGGGCUGAGGCGCAAGCUUUGCCCACCAAUGAUGCUAGACGUGUUUGUGGUUUUCUGAAGCAGCUAUUCUCCCGGUUCGGGACACCUAGAGCAAUCAUAAGCGACCGAGGCACCCAUUUCCAGGGUCAGUUCGAUAAAUUGUUGUCUCGCUAUGUUGUAACUCAUAAGGUGUCCGUGGCCUAUCAUCCUCAAACCAGUGGCCAGGCCGAGCUGACGAACCGGGAGCUCAAGCGGAUCUUGGAGAAGACGGUGAACCUAUCCCGCAAGAAUUGGUCCACCAAGCUCGAUGAUGCUCUGUGGGCAUAUCGCACUGCCUACAAGACGCCCAUUGGUACCUCACCGUACCGGCUUGUCUAUGGAAAGGCUUGCCAUUUGCCCGUGGAGCUAGAGCACAAGGCCUUCUGGGCCCUUAAGCUGCUAAACUUGGAUGUUAGUGUUGCAGGUGUUGAGCGAAAAAUGCAUAUGUUGGAGCUGGAAGAGUGGCGUUAUCACGCCUAUGAGAACACCAAGCUGUACAAGGAGCGCACUAAGCGCCUGCACGAUGCAUGUUGCGGGGUCCGAAAGAGUUCCAGGUUGGUGAUCGAGUUCUCCUUUAUAACUCUCGCCUGAAGCUCUUUCCCGGAAAACUCCGUUCCCGGUGGUCUGGACCGUACACGGUCACACAGGUGUUCCCGUAUGGCACCAUUGAAAUUGCUAACCCGCAAACUGAGCCGUUUAAAGUGAAUGGCCAUCGUCUCAAGCUAUACCUGGGAGACGAGGUCGAACGUGCGGAGUUAGCAGUGGAGCUCGCGGACCCUUAGUUCCGCAAUUGGCGUCCAUCUAAAAGACGGUAAAGAAGCGGUUGUGGGGAGGCAACCCCACCACGGUUUGAUUUUCUUUCUUGUGUUUUGAGUCGGAUUGUAAACCAAUUUGGUUUUGGUUUGUUUUCUUUUGUUUUGGAUGAUGUUUUAUUGGGCUGACCAUUGGACCUAACAUAUUGUGUUUGAGCUCUUUGGUUUCCUUUGGCUGUGCUUGUCUUGACUGGUACUCUCUCCAGUCCGCUUCCAGUCUCCUGCAGUCCGUGCAUACCGGUAACAUCUUUCCCUUUCCCUUCCCUCUUCUCCAUUCAGGGCAAUGUCGAUCUUAAGUGUGGGAUGUUUAUCUUUUGACUGCAUUAGAUCUGUUUUUGUGCUUGGAGCCUAGUCCACUGUCCAAAUUUUUAAAUUUGAGGGCUCCAAGUACGUGUUUCCGUGCAAUUGCCUGCUCAGUAUGCUUUGAAUUGACAGUCUUUAUAGUAAUAUGCAACCUAGGGAGGUAGUGUAGCACUAUGGAGGAUGUUGAUGCAUUUUAGAAGUCUCAUUUCUUCUUCAUAUUGUGUUGGUUGAUUGAGUGAAUUAGUGAUUUUAGGACCCUUGAAUUGUGUGAUGUUGUGGAUUCUCUACCUGCCAUGGACUCUUGUAUCAUGUUUUGAGUUUAACAGGUGCUCGAAAAUGUGCUUCAAAAUAACGUCUCCCGUGCGAAUAGGGCGAAAGUGUGUAAGGGGAGACGGGAAUUCGUUCCCAAUUUCCACCUACUACCUCCAGCCCCCUUACAUGUCUUUCCCCCGCACGAGGCUCGAGACAUCCGCUCCUGGCAUGGCCGGUAAGAGCAGGUUGGGACCCUUGAAAGAAAAAAAAAGAAAAAAAAAAAAACAGAAAACAAGCAAAACAGAAAGAAAAGGGGUUCCAACCAUCUUCAAGAAGAAAAUAGAGCACCUUGAAAAAUGUGAGUCCAUGAUCCUUUGUUUUUUAGAAUCUCUUCAUCCACAAUUCAUUUGUCCUCUGUUCACUGUUUGCCAUGAUGCCGGCUCGAUACUAGUGCUCUCGCCGAAGAAGCUAUGAGAUGACUUAUGCGUCGGUUGACCUCGUAAGUUGCUAAAUGAUCUAGGAAGUCCUCUACCUACGAUCUGGGUUGUUUGUUGCUAUAGAGGUCUGGAGAGUUGCAUUGGUUUGAGUUAGGUUUCCUUGGGGACAAGCAAACGGUUAAGUGUGGGGGAGUUUGAUAGACCGUUAAUUACACAUGUUUUCACCUCUGUUCUUACACCGUUCGAGAUGUGGUUUCUCGUGUUUUAGACCGAUUUCAUGCUAGGUUGUGCUUGUUUGUGAUAUUUCAGGUCCUGGCAAGUGAAUGAAGGUUUAGGAGCGAGUUCGGGGUCGAUUGAGCGAAGAUCGGGCGCGAGACAAGUCACAAAGGAGGUCACACGGGCACACCCACAACUCACACGGCCGUGCAAGUGACCACUUUGGCCGUGCGAGUUUCGCCGAGAGCAAACACGGGCAGAUGGAAAUCUCACGUGCGACCCUGGCCGUGUGAGAAGCCUGAAGAUCGAACUAAUUGGAACGCAGCGUUUUGACUCACACGGGCAACUGGGUAAGCCACACGGCCGUGCCACCCUGGCCGUGUGAGUCGGGAUUUUCUGCUUUUAAGCAGAUUUUCAGCCACAAGUCGAGUGGAUUCGAGUUUUUGAGAGAGAGAACGAUUCCUAGAGAGAGAAAGCGACGAACAAGAGUCUCCAAGUGCCCUAGAUUGAUCUUUAACACCAUUGGAGGCCAGUUUGAGCUUGGAGAAGUGCCGAUCAACGUCCAGAAGCAGGAAUCCAUCCUUCACAGUAUGAAUUCCGCGUCUGAUUCUGCUUUUGCUUUUUUCUCCAUGGAGUAGUUCUCCCAUUCAUUUGGGUAUGGAGAACCCUAGAUUUGUAUGUUAGGCUUUGAUUGUAUGAACCCAAGUACUGAUUCUAUGAUUGAUUAUAUUCGAUUGAGGUUUGAAUGAUUGAAUGACUUGAAUCCUGAUCAAAUUCCUGUUGUUUCUGCUUUAACCUAGAAUGAGAAUAUCUGCCUAGGUUGAUAGAGCAUCCUUGAUUGAAGGUAGGGAGUUGGUGACUUUAGUCGAGGAGCCAACUCACUAUUCUGUACCGGAUUUACUCCGGUAGUGGAGGUUUUGUUUGUUAAGGCCUCAAUCUGUUUACUCCGGUGGAGGUUAGUCGCCCGCUAGAGACUCAGAUUGAGAGGGUCUGAAGACCUUAAGUCGAGACUUCAGACUGUUAAAGAACCUUCCGCAGUAUAACUAUCAUAGAAACUGAACUUGGUAAUUACAAUCCGGCUUAACUGCAGUCUAGGGGGAACCAUAUCUGGGUGACCUCUCUUAACUUGAAUACAAUCGUUUGUUUGGU